CGGCAGCUGGCAGCGGAGGGCGGCGCAGCGCUCUCGCCUUCUCCAGCUCGGCCGCCGAUGCCAUGAAGCCUUUCAGAGCGCAGAAGCCCCCCGGGGACCAAGGUUUGUUAGAAGACGGAGGGGAGCUGGCGGACGUCCUGUACGAGUUUGACGCGGUGAUAGAGGACUUCUCGUCGCCCACAAAGGAGAAGCACUUCCAAUAUGAGGAACAUCUGGAGAAGAUGAAGAGACGGAGCAGCACCAGCAUCAGUGACUCUGAGAGUGCCGACUCCCUGUGUGGACACAGCCUGAGCUUUAGCGAUGAAAAGUUACAUUCCUCUCCUCCGUCCAGUCCUUCUGGCUCUUCUCCCACGAUCGCCUCUCGCAAAGCAAAACUUGGAGACACCAAAGAACUAGAAGACUUUAUUGCUGAUCUUGAUAGAGUUUUGGCAAGUAUGUGAAACACUGAAUUUUGACCCAAAACCUGCCUUCAAAAGGAUGAGAUGGGAGUUAUAUUCCUACAACCCACUAUCUAAUGGGACCGACACAGGAUUCCUUCCCUUCUCAGUAUUUUUCCAGCAACUGCCUCUUACACUUUUAACAUGUCGUAAUUUUUAGGUGAUUUUAAGUGAUUUUUCUACAGACAGAAUCAAAUAACACAAGUGCUCAAAAAGGCUUUUUUUUAAAAAAAAUGUAGCUUAACAUUCAUUUAAAAGAGCUUUUAUGAAGAAAUUGGAUAUUCUAUAUCAUGAACUUUGAAACGUUUUCACGAUAAUAUAUUUUUGUACGCAAAUAAAAGCUAAACUGGAACUUAAUAUAUAUAUAAAUAGGGCGAGAGAGAGAUUAAACAGAUGGAUGGAUGGAUGUUUGUCUAGAUGAAUUGAUGGACAGACAGAUGAAAGAUGGAUGGAUGGAUGCUAAUUAAUUGAGGAUAGGUAGCUAGUAGUAUAGGAUGAAUAGAUGGCUAAUUAAUUGAGAUAAAUGAGAAAUGAAACACAUAGAGGGGUAGAUGGAAGUUUAAUUGCAUGGGAGGAUAGACAGAGAGAGAUAUGAUAGAUAGAAAGAGAAAGAAAUGGCAAUAGAUUGAUAGAGGGCUAAUUGAUUAAUAGAGGGGAUUGAUAAAUGGAUGAUAAAUUACAGUGGAUGGAUGAAAGAGAUUGUUUGAAAGAGAAAAUGAUAGACAGGUGCGAGAUAGAAUACAUGGAAAGGCUGAUAAAUGUUUAAUUGAAAGGGAUGGAUGAAUAGAUAGAUGGACGGACAGAUAGAUACAUAGUUGAAUGGAUAAUUGAUAGAGAAAGGGAUAAGAUUGGUAGAGAGACAAUGUUUAAAGGCUAUGAACUACUUCCUGUUUUGUAUUUGUGUCCUACUUUUUCCUCUACAAACUUGUGGUAAUUAGUUAGAAUAGUCUCCAUCUAAAUACUAGUCAGGAAUUCCAGAUGUUCAUUAAUGUCAUUUGCCCCUACGAUGGGAUGAGAUUCCUUGCCUGAUAAUUGCUUUAGAUGACUCCAGAGACACCACAAUAGCCACAGAAGCUUAAUUGUGUUCCACAAUGAUUUGUCUCAACCAUUCCGUUCACAGCAAAAGCUCCCUUUGAAUAAUAUCAGCAGUAAAACAGCCACGCAGGGUUGUUCUUUGCCAAAAAAAGCUACAAGAUAAAAAUCCUCUUCAAAACCGUGGUCCAGAAACAGCGUGCUUAAUAAAAGCUAAGCUUUGAAGCCUCAAACGUAGUAACUUAUUUCAUGAUUAUUCUUCAUGCUCCCGCACGAAAGGAAGCUGUGAAUGGUAAUUACAAUAGCUUGAAGCCGGCAAAUGUUUUUUUUUUAAUUUGGAUGUACAUAUUUCCUGCUGUGCAAUAAAUGAACUCUUUAAAAGAG
Thamnophis elegans (Western terrestrial garter snake) is the source of this 1853-nucleotide messenger RNA. RefSeq names its product regulator of cell cycle (gene RGCC). Bases 63 to 440 code for a protein of 125 amino acids. The record is from RefSeq and is a predicted model, not a curated record. The transcript has 5 exons. Gene Ontology annotation, molecular function: protein kinase binding; protein kinase activator activity. Gene Ontology annotation, biological process: regulation of cell cycle. Gene Ontology annotation, cellular component: cytoplasm. NCBI's taxonomy places the organism in Eukaryota, Metazoa, Chordata, Lepidosauria, Squamata, Natricidae.